UUUUGUAGCCAGUCUAUCAAAUCCAGUUGCUCAUUCAAAUUGCAAAACAGAUGACAGGCAUAGGGAAACAGGACAGUGCUUUGCUUGGGAAAAACAAAUACAUUUGGGGCCAGAGAACGGCAUGGUCAGAUCCUUUCAGAAGUCUAACUUUUGUGCAGACCACACUCUUGACUUGGGAGGUCUCUUGGUAUCUAUAAGGGCUGAAAUCACAGGUCCUGAAGGCUCCUUUGAAAAACUGAGAUGGGGCUGGGUAGUAGGGGCAUGACAGAGGCCUCCUCUUCGCACAGCAACGAAACUUUGGGUUGGGGGCGUGUCCCACUCCUCCCGCCCUGCCAGACAGGUUGGGCAGAACAGCUCGGGGCGCUGUUCCCGGGAUCUUUGGGCAUAGAUCCAAUGGCUAAUCUGCCACUGACCUCCACGUGGUCCCCCGCCCGCACGAGAACUCGCCUGCUGGCCGCAGCGUGCCCUGUAGGGUUAAGCGCGGCCGGGCCGGGCCCGCAGGGGCGGUUACUGAAGAACUAUCACAAGUGGAGAGCUGAGUGCCCAGAAUUAAGUGCAAAUUUGCAGCCUUCCUCUGUUCUCAAUCUCCUGCAUGCUGGUUACCAUGGAGUCCUGAGAUCAAGGGACCCAUAUGGCAGUAAGGUUCUUAUUUAUAGAAUUGGACGAUGGGAUCCAAAGAUGUUUACGGCAUAUGAUGUGUUUCGUGUAAGUCUUAUCACAUCCGAGCUUAUUGUAAAAGAGAAAGAGACCCAACAAAAUGGAGUCAAGGCUAUCUUUGAUCUUCAAGGGUGGCGAUUUGCUCAUGCAUUUCAAAUCAGUCCAUCAGUGGCCAAGAGGAUUGCUGCCGUGCUCACAGAUUCCUUUCCACUGAAAGUUCGUGGCAUCCACUUGAUUAACGAGCCUUUAUUCUUCCACCCGGUCUUCGCUCUAAUUAAGCCCUUUCUCACUGACAAAAUAAAGGAACGGGUGCAUAUGCAUGGGAGUAACUACACACAGAGUCUGCUGCACCACUUCCCGGCCAGCAUUCUCCCACAGGAAUAUGGUGGGGAGGAAGUCUCCAUGGAGGACCUUUCCCAAGAGUGGACUGACUUCAUAAUGGAAUCUGCAGAUUAUCUUCAGAGUAUUUCUCUGGUUUUCCAGUAAGGCAGCCGUAUUAAAAAGUAAGAUCUCGAUACUGAGACAAUUCAUUAAAAUAGAGCUGCAAUUAAUUCCUGGUAUUACGGCUGUAAGCAGAAUGAACUUCAAAUAUUUUUCAUUUAGAUUUGACAUUCCUUUAAAAGGGACCACUGUAAAAGGUCUAAUAGACCAUUGCUGAGGGUAGAAAUGCCCCAGUUGCUGCAUUUUUAUAUUUGCUUGAAGAGGAGAUCGAAUAGUAGUUGCAUCAUAGAGCUAACGGAGAGAUUCAUGAGUUUCAGAAGAGGGAUAAUAUACAAUCUGUUAUAAACAUUAUGGAUAUGUGUCAAAAAGUUAGCUAGUGCUCAUAUAGGAUACUGCUGAGAACAGGAUUCCUCUAGAUAUGUUCUCUUGGAGCUCCACUCUGUGACAACUCCAUAUAAACCACGUGCUCGGCUCUUGCUUUGCACCUGCUCAAGUUGAUGGGCUGACACAAAGAGUCAAAUGAUUCUGACAGCUGCAGGGCGCAUCUGAUUUGGAGUUGGUCUUUUGGCUUAGAAAUGUGUUGAUACAAAGUAGCAAUUUUCUUAGGCCUAAUCUUUGCAGAAAAUAGGGCUGGUCCUUAGGCUGAUUCUCAGGGAAAUGGAUUUCUAGUCAGUUUGUACAGCUGAGCUUGCACUUUAGAUGAAAACUGGUCAGCAGUGAUGGAACAUAAAAGCAGCUGGCACAGCUGUGAGCUGCAUGUAUCCAUGUGGGAAAGUAAGAUGGUAAGCUGCCAAAGCUGCAAAGGGACAUUCCACUUGGAAACUAUUAAAAGAUCAUGUGAAUCACAAAGGUGGGGAAGAGAUAAAUGGAUUAACUUAACUUUGAAAAAUUAUUUUUUCCCUGUGGCAACCAUUCUGCUCAGAUAAGUUACAAAGCAGCUUCUGUGAGGUGCCAAACAACCUUGACUUCUACUGAAUUCACGUGGAAGUAAAGGGUGCUUAGCAAUGCCAAGGACGUGGCCAUUUGUUUGAGGGAAAGAAAAUGGAUUUUGCUUCUUGGACUUGACUAUAGAAAUAAACUUGUCGUGUGGUUUCAGUAUUCUCACUGACUGCUGCUCACUAUGGAUUUGCUGCAGUGAGAUGCCAAUUGCCUUCCUUUUCUUCCAAGAGGUGCCAGCAAUAUUCAACAUCUUGCAUGCCUAGGUACUGGAAGAAUAUUUUUUGCUUAAUGUCUUUGUUGUUGACCCCACUUCCUCUUUAGCCAUUACAGACAAUUGAAAACUUGCUCAAUCUCUCUGCUAAAAGUAGUUCUUAAAGGGACACCAGCCACAUACAAAUUAUUAUCUUAUCUUUUAACAAAAUGAUACAUGGUUCUGACAUGUGUUACACAGUGAUAACAUAGAUUGUUUAAAUCCUUUCAGUUUAAAUGAUGAAUGUACUUCGAUUUUGAUUGUUUUUCAGCAGACUAACUUCCUAGCUCUUGUUUUUGACAAGGCAGGAAUUGUCCAACAUAAAUAUUAAACAGCUCUUUAUUGACCCUAAUGGUAAAGCCUUUAUAAGAACAAUAUCUUUUGUAAAAUUGACUCAAAUGUUUAUUUUGCUUCUUUUUUAAAUAUCAAAUCUACUGAUGAUUCCAAGAACUUUCUCUUCACUUUAAAUAGCAAAGGAGAAACCCAGAGUGCCAUAUUAACAUAUCAGUAAUGUCUUGUAUGAGUUUUGAUGAUCAGUAAUACUGCUCAGGCUGUUUCAUCUGCAGCAAGAGUUCUCUUUAGAGAUAGUUGUGGUGGCUUUUUCCACUGUGAUACACUGCCAAUGCCAAUGAACAGCAUCUUUUUAAAGCUACAAAGCCAACAUGAAAAUAAGAAUCUUUGUUUCUUCAUCUCCUUGUGCACAGUUUUUUCUGUUGUCCUGGACCCUUUUGAUCUGUAGUCUGUUUUAAAACAUUAACCUUCAAAUUAUGGUCAGAAGAAUUUUUCAUAAUGCUUUGUUGUCAGAGAAUCAGCUUGUGGCAUGAUUCAAAAUUUCUUUUCUCUGAGAAUAUUAUUGUAAGGUACUACUUGUUUAUAUGCAAAUAAAGUAAUAAGUACAUACCUGGCAACUUGAAUAAUGCUCAGCUACACAAUUCAAAUUCUAAACUACUGGGGAGAAUUGGAAGCUGAUGCUCUUUGGUGUAUUGCUUUAAAUUUUAGUUCUUUGGAAAGAAACACCAUCAAUUGACUGACAAUGCAGUGCUAUGCAAGAAAACAAAACUCUGUCUUGUAGCUAUUUUACCUGGAAGAGACAAAAUCUAUUCCGAGUUUUAUAUAUAUGCAUCCCUACUUACUUCAUUUGGGUUGCAUGCCUGUAAAUGAAAGUAAAAUUUGGCUUUAAGAGGUACAAGGCUUUGGUUUUGUUUAACACGAAAAUGCUGAACUCUAAGUAAACAUUCAGGGAGGGGGGAAAAAAAACCCUCUAAAUGCAAGUUAAAUGAUAUUGCCAAAACAUUGAAGGUGGGGCAGGUGUGAUUUACUUUCUUCAUGGGACUCUGAUUUAGUUUGUAAUGAUUACACCUAUUGUAUCACAGAGUGAACUGUACUUAGGAGUAAUUUAAGUAGGAGUAAUUUGAUGUGGGUCUUACGUCACCAGUGAAUAUUGUUAGAUGGGUGGAGGGCCUAUUGUUUUACACAUACAGAAGAAAAAUGAUGUAGCUUUGAAUUGUAAAGUACACAUCUCAUUCCACUGUGAUUGAAGCAGGAGUGCCUUUAAAAAAAAUUCUAUAAAUGCAAAGAUAAUUUGCUAUUGACUGUCCACACGCUGUAAUGUACAAAAUUAUAAAAACAAUGUACGUGUUGUACCUUUAUAUUAAAAAAAGUAAACUUACUCAAACAUUCUAGGUGUAUCACGUAGUCGUUUGUCUUAACUUUUUAUUACGAAAAAUGUACAAUUAAAGGAUAACAUACUAUGUCAAAUAUUACUUACUAAUUAGUCAGGAUCAGGUUCAUAUUCAAAGAACCUGGCUAAAGUCUCUGGCUUGCUAACUGGAGAGCCAUCCUCCUCCUCUGAAUAUGCAAAAAAUAUGCUGAAUUAGGGAUGUAAAAGGUUAACUGGUAAGCCUGACCCUUAAGGAAUGAUGCUUACUAGUUGUGGUCAACUGGUAAGGGCUGGAACAUCUAUCCCUUCCACUCCUCCUCCCUGGGCAGGAGGUUGCUUCAGCCCCACAGGACCUUCCGCAGGCAGUCCAUUAUGCCCCACUCCCACACCCCCAUUUUUCAAAGGUUACGUGCUGUGGCUCUCUGGGAGCUAAUCUUUAUAUUGCAUAGCCCGCAGUCCAUGUAACCUCUAAAAUUUUUUAGGGGUUACAUCAGGGCUACUCAACAUGUGGCCCCUGGGCUGCAUGCAACCAAUGGUACAGUUUGGGUUGAUGUGUGUUUUAGUAAUUAAAUUUCUGGACUGUUGUGAAGCCAAAAUAAAAACACAGUUAAUACAAUGGUCUUCUGUUGAUAUGCAUUUUGGACUGUCAUUGCUCAUUAAAAAUGCUGUCAUAAGUGGAAAAUGGGUAAAUAUUGCAUUUGAUUAAUAUCAGCAGAACUGACUUAAAUGGGGUAUGCGUGUUGUGUAGUUUUGCCUAAUCUUUGUAUUCAUCCCCAUCAGUGUGAACCAUUCUUAAGUUGUGGCCCUCAGAAUGUGCUGUGAGUAUUAUUGUGGCCCCUGGGGCUUCCAAAGUUGAGUAGCCCUGCUGUACAGAUUGGCAUCAGAAUAGACUGGUUGAUAGACCAUCAUAUGCAAUCAGCUGUACAAUGAAUCCAUUGAGAGAAGCCAGAGGGACUUUACCAGCAAACUCACCAAUGCUGCUAAGAAACUGAUAUGGACUCUUAACUCAUAUGUAUGUAUCUGAUUGCUCUGACCAUUUUAACAACUCUCUUCUUGUUGUUUUCUUUUAUAAUAAACAUUUGGAUUUAGGUCCUAAA
Pelodiscus sinensis (Chinese soft-shelled turtle) is the source of this 5044-nucleotide messenger RNA. The record is from RefSeq and is a predicted model, not a curated record. Lineage: Eukaryota; Metazoa; Chordata; Testudines; Trionychidae.